Molecule: messenger RNA, 1821 nt
Organism: Fonsecaea multimorphosa CBS 102226
Lineage: Eukaryota; Fungi; Ascomycota; Eurotiomycetes; Chaetothyriales; Herpotrichiellaceae
Exons: 2
Coding region: 1-1821 (606 amino acids)
Biological process (GO): DNA-templated transcription
Cellular component (GO): nucleus
Molecular function (GO): zinc ion binding; DNA binding
Source: RefSeq, a predicted model, not a curated record
AUGGGGCUCAACUACCAGAACAGCCAUCCUGCCAGUCACGCUGCCUUGGCCAUUUCUUUCGUCCUGGAAAAGAAACCUGCUGGCGGCAGAUCUCUCGUAUACGUCUUGCAUGUCUCGAUCUUCCCCACCUACAUCAUGUUCGUCCCUGUCUACAUGUCCAACCCCGCAUUUCUCUUAGCCACAUCCUUGGUCCGGCUCCUGAUCGCUGGUGGAGUGCAUGCUAGAUCCAGGCGUGCAGAAAGUUUUCCGCUCUCUCUCUUCUCUUCAUCAUGUCUGCUAGAGCUGCACCGAACCCGAGCCCUUGAGCCAACCACUCACUCCGACCCUAAACCAUCAACGCCAGACUAUGCGUCCUCCUACUGCCUGUGUAGUGUGUCGGUCGAUGCCAACUGGCAUAACCAAUCACCAACUACUACUCCCGACACCGUUGCAUCUGGUCCGAGUCGGUGCCAGAGCAUCGCGACGGAACUGCCAUCCCAACCUUUGUGCAUAGAGCUUGUCGAAUUGUAUUUCCGGUACAUACACGACACCUUCCACUCCCUCUUCCAUCCACCUAGCGUGAUGGAAGAUGUCAUCAACGGCGCACUUCCGAGGGUCCUCCUGUUUGCUAUGAUCAGUCUCUCUGCAAGGUUUUCAGAGGAUCCUUUCUUCGCGGGCAUUGAUCCUAGGAUCCGGGGCAGGCCAUAUGCCCAGGAAGCUGAGCAUCUCCUCAACCUGCGAGAAGUCUCCUUGACGACUUUGCAGGCGGCCGUCCUUGUCGGCGCCUAUGUCAUCACGGAAGGCGAAGCAGCGGCUGAGUCUGUCUUCUACAGCGUGGCUUGUCGGAAUGCAUUGUUGCUCGAUCUUCCCAACAUGGCCGUUACAUCCAGGGUCGAGCAGGAGGUGAAUCGGCGGGCGUGGUGGACACUGUGUAUGAUUGAUGUCUGGUCUUCUAGAGGUGUCCGUAUCCCGCGAAUGCUGACGCCUAGGAGUGACGUCCCCUACCCAAUGGAAGAGACGGUAUUUCACAGACUGCGCUCUGAUGGCAUGGACGUUCCGAGCCCGUCUCACCUGCAGGAGUCGAGCGCUUCGCUGCUGACGCAGAUGAUUAAGCUGAAUGCGAUCCUGUUUGAGAUCAGCACGGUCAACGAACUGGCGGCGUCCCAUUCACACCUCGAUAGCGGCCACCAGGAAGCCGUCGACACACUCACUGCCAAGUUAGAAGGCUGGUACAACAACCUGCCCAUUGGGCUGCAGGACACACAUGCAAACCUGUCUCGCUACGCCACCAUGGGGCUCGGCCCAAUGUUCGUGGCUGUCUACUUGGGAUAUUACCACUUUGGGCAGUUACUGUACUACCCAUACUUGCACGAGGACUCAUAUGACGAUACCAUCCAUGCGCGAUAUUACGCCGACAAAUGCAAGGGCCACUCGAUUGGGCUUUGCGAGAUUCUGUACCGGGCAUAUUCCACCCCGGGCUGCGAGGUAUACUACACGAUGGUGGGGCACGUCUUGGUCAUUGCGUCAACGGUCCAACUCCACAUCCUGCUCUUCAGCACCGACGAGGUACAGAUCCGGACCGCGCGGUCGCGUCUGGAAAGGAACUUUGAGAUCUUGACGCGCCUGCAGACCUUCUGGCCCACCUUGGACGUGUGCUUCACACGAUUCCGCGAGUUUCACAAAGCGUGCCAGAAAUAUAAGGAGACGUCCUUCCGCAUGGACAAAUGGAUGCUGCAAUUCCUGUUUGAGUUUGCAAAGCCCGUUGGCGAAAAGGAUCCAGAUGAACUCGCAGAACUCAGGCCGUGGACUAUGCAGGAUUUGGGGUUCACACCUCCUGCUUGA